AUGUCUACCUGUACAAUGACUGGUGAACACGUAAAGGUUAUCUAUUUUAACGGACGCGGACGAGCUGAAUCGAUCCGGAUGACACUUGUGGCAGCUGGUGUGAACUACGAAGAUGAGAGAAUUAGUUUCCAAGAUUGGCCGAAAAUCAAACCAACUAUUCCGGGCGGACGAUUGCCUGCAGUGAAAAUCACCGAUAAUCAUGGGCACGUGAAAUGGAUGGUAGAGAGUUUGGCUAUUGCACGGUAUAUGGCGAAGAAGCAUCAUAUGAUGGGAGAAACAGAAGAGGAGUAUUAUAAUGUUGAGAAGUUGAUUGGUCAGGCUGAAGAUCUAGAACAUGAAUAUUACAAAACUUUGAUGAAGCCAGAAGAAGAGAAACAGAAGAUAGCCAAAGAGAUACUGAACGGCAAAGUACCAGUUCUUCUCGAUGUGCGUUUCUGAAAAGACAUUUUGGUUGCUGGCAAUAUGCAUCGAAACAGAUGUACACCAUUCAUAUGUCGAUUCCUAAACUGCUAACAUUAACGGGCAACCACUCAGUCUUUGUCGCAAGGGUCGAUCAAGAAAUAAGAAAAGGAAACGUGUUGAAUUACUUUGUGCUGAGAAUUCUAUAUUGUACAAAAAUACACAAAUGAAUAAAGCUAGUAUUAAUGCUUACAUAUUCGAAAAAAUUAGUCCCUUUGAUAAAUUUCGAUAAUGAAAUGAAAAGACGAAGUUAACAAGAAUUAUGUGAUAUAUUUGCGCAAUACAUUUCGAACAGUCUAAUCACACAUAUACUUGUUAAGACAUUUUUAUAUGAAAAUUUAAAGGUCAACUAGACUGAUUAAAGUUAAACUGUAACAACGAUAAAAAUUAAUAUUAAAGUACACAAAAACAAUGUGAUUACCAGUCUCGAUAAUAAAUUAGUAUUAACAGAGUAGAUUAAGUGUAAGGACAAAUUGUUUUUGAACGCAUAAAGGGGCUUACCUUUAGUCUGUCUAGUUGACCUUUUAAUUUCCACAUAAAAAUGUCUUAACAAGUAUAUAUGUGAUCAGAUUGUUCGAAAUGUAUUGCGUAAUUAUAUCACAUAAUUCUGAUAACCUUCGUUUUCUCAUUGGAUUAUCGAAGCUUACAUGUUCGUUUGGCUGUCAACUGAAUUAUGAUAUUACCAGUCUGUUUCUAUACCGCUUAUAUCCAAUCACUCCGUAUUAUUUUAAUCGACAUUGGUUUUUAUGAGAACGAAUUAGCAUAUCCACAUCUUCAGUAAGCUAUGUUAGCAAGUGAAGUUGGUGUGUUGAGUCUACCUCAAACAUGCAUCUGUGGCGAUCGGUAUUUGGUGUAAUUCUUAAAUUCAUGUCCACUCCUGAACUGCUAACAUUCAAUUGGUGACCACUCAAUAUUUGUCUCACUCCGUGUUAAUAUUGCCUCGGAAGCGUUACUCGUAGAUUACUUAUAUGCUGCUUUAAACAUAUUGUUGUGACUUUGCUUCGUUAAUCAAUCAUAUCGAUAACCGUUAUAAUAUAAAUUUCAACGGUGUUUGAAAUCAAAAGGCAAUGAGAAGCAGCAACUACAGUUCAUUAGCGGAUAGCGCAGGUCACAAAGCUAUAAGGGCAUCAAACGAAUUUGAAGUAGAGGCGAACAUGUAUUUGCGAGCAGUUACAUAGGCAAAUUUCUAGUCGAAUCACAUAAGGACACAGCAAAGUAAAGCAAAAAGCUAAUAAUAGGAUUUGAAUACAUAUAUACAUUGGGACCUUGGGUUUGUUGCUUUUAAUCUUACCGCUCUUCAACCGACCUGUAUGGCAUGGUAGGACCUUGAGGAACGAUUGUUCCAGCCAGUAUAGCUCGAUUGAUAGCUGCUACCUUGACGCGGUGGUCGGGCUUGCCUAUCGUGAUGAUACAACCGAGCUAUAUUGGCUGGAACAUAUUGUAAAACGGUAAGACUAAAAGCAGCUACUCAACUCAAGGUCUGAGGGCGAAGUCGUACUGCUGACUGUAGAAGAGUGUGGCAGCAGUAAGGUGUUUUCUUCGGACAACCAGCAUCUGCAGCAAUGCUGCCUUCUCACAAGGAAGGACGAGGUUAGAAAAGGUCGACCCUAAAAAUGUCACACCUCACCUUACCUCACGGAUUUGCGUCUC
Molecule: messenger RNA, 2109 nt
Organism: Schistosoma curassoni
Lineage: Eukaryota; Metazoa; Platyhelminthes; Trematoda; Strigeidida; Schistosomatidae
Source: the annotation of a GenBank genome assembly